This is a messenger RNA of Scomber scombrus (Atlantic mackerel), 981 nucleotides long. RefSeq names its product glucosaminyl (N-acetyl) transferase 3, mucin type (gene gcnt3). NCBI's taxonomy places the organism in Eukaryota, Metazoa, Chordata, Actinopteri, Scombriformes, Scombridae. Gene Ontology annotation, cellular component: membrane. Gene Ontology annotation, molecular function: acetylglucosaminyltransferase activity. The coding region runs from base 94 to 981 and encodes 295 amino acids. The record is from RefSeq and is a predicted model, not a curated record. The transcript has 2 exons.
GUGACCAAGGACUGUCAAGCUUACAUUGAGAAGAGAGGUUUCAUCACAGUGCCUCUCAGUAAGGAGGAGAAAGACUUUCCCAUUGCCUACUCCAUGGUGAUCCAUGAGAAGAUUGAGAUGUUUGAGCGUCUUCUACGAGCUAUCUACACUCCUCAGAACAUUUACUGUGUGCAUGUGGACCAGAAAUCCACAGAGGAAUUUCAGAAGGCUGUAGAAGCAAUUGUGUCCUGCUUACCUAAUGUGUUUGUGGCCAGUAAAUUAGAAAGAGUCGUGUAUGCCUCGUGGUCGAGGGUGCAGGCAGAUCUGAACUGUAUGAAAGAUCUGUUGGGGUCACACAUCCAGUGGAGAUACCUGCUUAACACCUGUGGGACUGACUUCCCUAUCAAAACCAAUCGGGAGAUAGUUCAGACUCUGAAAUUCCUUAAUGGGAGAAACAGCUUGGAAACUGAGGUCACCAAUGACUACAAGAAAAGACGCUGGCAGAAAAGCCCCCCUCCAAUUCCGAGCCCCAUGUUCUCAGGAAAUGCCUACUUUGUGGUAACAAGGGCCUUUGUGAAACACGUUAUGCAGGACAGAGAGAUCCAGAAAUUCAAGGAGUGGGAGGAGGACACAUACAGCCCUGAUGAGCACUUUUGGGCCACUUUACAGAGGAUGCCCUCCGUUCCUGGAGCCAUGCCUGCUAAUGACAAGUAUGACAUGUCAGACAUGCGAGCCCUCGCUCGUGUGGUGAAGUGGAGCUAUUUAGCAGGAGAUGUGAAAAAAGGAGCCCCAUACUAUCCAUGCACAGGGGCAUAUAGAAGAGCAGUUUGUGUGUAUGGAGCUGGGGACCUCCAGUGGCUCCUGAGGCAACACCACAUCUUUGCAAAUAAGUUUGAUCCAGAGAUAGAUGACAUUGCCAUUAGAUGUUUGGAGUCAGUUCUGUAUCUUAAAGCUUUAGGCCAUGAACCACUGCUAACAGAACAAUAUUCAAACAAUCUGUAA